This is a messenger RNA of Malaclemys terrapin pileata, 4186 nucleotides long. RefSeq names its product chondroadherin-like protein. Gene Ontology annotation, molecular function: protein binding. Lineage: Eukaryota; Metazoa; Chordata; Testudines; Emydidae. The record is from RefSeq and is a predicted model, not a curated record.
CAUUCCCCUCCCUAUUGCUGGCUGGCUGCAGGGGGGAGGAGCACAUUCAGCUGCUGAUUACAAUCUGCCCGGACAGACAGUUUCUGCCACAGCAACAGAACUGGGUGCCCUCCAUUGCAAAAGCUCCUUGUGGAUUGACUCUGAUUCUCAGGAGGUCCUAGGGAGCCUUUCACCGCGGAGCAGAGCCUGGCACAUCCCUGCGGUUAGGAACCCCUGCCUCAUAUGGCACACAGAGAGGGUGAAGUUCAGGCUGUUCGUACAACCCAGCAUUUCCUAACCCUGAGAACUCAACUUUGGAACCUAAAUAACAUUCUUUUAAUGUGUUUUUUACCAUGCUGUGCCCCACCUCACCUCACCUAGCCCUCCUGGCCCUGCUCUCUGUGGCUGGCGCUGUGGGUCCAGGGGAGCCAUGCCCGUCCGAGAUGAACCUGAUCAAGGACCGACUGCGGGUGAACUGCUCUGGGCAGGGGCUCAGCGUGGUGCCACUUGCCCUGCUCACGAACACCAGCAUCCUGCUGCUCAGCUCCAACCGCCUGGCGUCCGUCUCCACUGCCGCCUUCCAGCACCUCCCUGAGCUGGCUGAGCUGGACCUGUCAGGCAACGCACUGGGUGCGCUGCACACUGGGCCCCCCCUGCCCUUGCUGCAGGAGCUGGUCCUGUCCCACAAUGCCCUGGGGGUGCUGCCCACACUGCAGGGCCUGCCUGCCCUCACCCGCCUGGCCCUGGCUCACAACAACAUUUCAGGGCUGCUGCCAGGGGCCUUCCGGGAUGUGGGGCAGCUGACGGAUCUGAAUCUACGGGGGAACCAGCUGCGGACGCUGCCAGAAGAGGCCUUUGAGGGCCUGGCCAUGUUGAAGGACCUGGACCUGUCUGAUAACGCCCUGGAGGAGCUGCCGCGGGGGCUGUUGGUUGGGCUGAAGCUGGAUAAGCUGUGGCUGUCAGGGAACCAGCUCCGCACUCUGCCCAGCGGCUUCUUCCCCGAGGGGCACAUAUUCGCCUUCGUCUUCCUGGCAGGGAACCCCUGGCGCUGUGACUGUGGCCUGGCCUAUCUGCGGGGCUGGAUUGAGGACAACGACUUCAGCAUCUACAUCCAGGAGCAGAGGCCAGACGGGCUGCUGACUGAGAAUGAUCCCCAGAGCCCUGUGUGCGAUGAGCCCCUCAGACACCACGGGAGCCCUGUCCUCGAGUUCCAGCAGGCCUGCGGCAAAGCAGGGGACACAGACUUGGAUAUCGAUGGGACAAGGACAGAGGAGGGACCCCCUGUGCCCUCCACUACUGUCCCCUCCACCACCCUGCCCCUAACUAUCCCUGUGCCCUCCACUACAGGGGAGCCAUGCCCAUCCAAGAUGAACCUGAUCAAGGACCGACUGCAGGUGAACUGCUCCGGAAAGGGGCUCAGCGUGGUGCCACUUGCCCUGCCCAGGAGCACCGGCAUCCUGCUGCUCAGCUCCAACCGCCUGGCGUCCGUCUCCACUGCCGCCUUCCAGCACCUCCCUGAGCUGGCUGAGCUGGACCUGUCAGGCAACGCACUGGGUGCGCUGCACACUGGGCCCCCCCUGCCCUUGCUGCAGGAGCUGGUCCUGUCCCACAAUGCCCUGGGGGUGCUGCCCACACUGCAGGGCCUGCCUGCCCUCACCCGCCUGGCCCUGGCUCACAACAACAUUUCAGGGCUGUUGCCAGGGGCCUUCCGGGAUGUGGGGCAGCUGACGGAUCUGAAUCUACGGGGGAACCAGCUGCGGACGCUGCCAGAAGAGGCCUUUGAGGGCCUGGCCAUGUUGAAGGACCUGGACCUGUCUGAUAACGCCCUGGAGGAGCUGCCGCGGCGGCUGUUGGUUGGGCUGAAGCUGGAUAAGCUGUGGCUGUCAGGGAACCAGCUCCGCACUCUGCCCAGCGGCUUCUUCCCCGAGGGGCAUAUAUUCGCCUUCGUCUUCCUGGCAGGGAACCCCUGGCGCUGUGACUGUGGCCUGGCCUAUCUGCGGGGCUGGAUUGAGGACAACGACUUCAGCAUCUACAUCCAGGAGCAGAGGCCAGACGGGCUGCUGACUGAGAAUGAUCCCCAGAGCCCUGUGUGCGAUGAGCCCCUCAGACACCACGGGAGCCCUGUCCUCGAGUUCCAGCAGGCCUGCGGCAAAGCAGGGGACACAGACUUGGAUAUCGAUGGGACAAGGACAGAGGAGGGACCCCCUGUGCCCUCCACUACUGUCCCCUCCACCACCCUGCCCCUAUCUAUCCCUGUGCCCUCCACUACAGGGGAGCCAUGCCCAUCCAAGAUGAACCUGAUCAAGCACCGACUGCAGGUGAACUGCUCCGGAAAGGGGCUCAGCGUGGUGCCACUUGCCCUGCCCAGGAGCACCGGCAUCCUGCUGCUCAGCUCCAACCGCCUGGCGUCCGUCUCCACUGCCGCCUUCCAGCACCUCCCUGAGCUGGCUGAGCUGGACCUGUCAGGCAACGCACUGGGUGCGCUGCACACUGGGCCCACCCUGCCCUUGCUGCAGGAGCUGGUCCUGUCCCACAAUGCCCUGGGGGUGCUGCCCACACUGCAGGGCCUGCCUGCCCUUACCCGCCUGGCCCUGGCUCACAACAACAUUUCAGGGCUGCUGCCAGGGGCCUUCCGGGAUGUGGGGAAGCUGAAGGAUCUGAAUCUACGGGGGAACCAGCUGCGGACACUGCCAGAAGAGGCCUUUGAGGGCCUGGCCAUGUUGAAGGACCUGGACCUGUCUGAUAACGCCCUGGAGGAGCUGCCGCGGGGGCUGUUGGCUGGGUUGGAGCUGGAUAAGCUGUCGCUGUCAGGGAACCAGCUCCGCACUCUGCCCAGCGGCUUCUUCCCCGAGGGGCACAUAUUCGCCUAUGUCUACCUAGCAGGGAACCCCUGGCGCUGUGACUGUGGCCUGGCCUAUCUGCGGGGCUGGAUUGAGGACAAUGACUUCAGCAUCUACAUCCAGGAGCAGAGGCCAGACGGGCUGCUGACUGAUAAUGAUCCCCACAGCCCCGUGUGCGAUGAGCCCCUCAGACACCACGGGAGCCCUGUCCUCGAGUUCAAGCAGGCCUGCGGCAAAGCAGGGGACACAAUGACGGAUUUGGAUAUCAAUGGGACAAUGACAGAGGAGGGAACCCCUGUGCCCUCCACUACUGUCCCCUCCACCAACCCCAUCUCCCACCAUCCUGAGCCAGCCAAUCUCCCACCCUGGGGCUGGAACGAAGCUGUCGCCCCCUAGAAAGGAAAGGCCCCAUGUCCUACUCCCCACCCCCAUCAGCCUACCAAUCCCCUGCCCUGAGGCUAGAUCGAAGUGGCACCCACUAGAAAAGAAAGAGAAAGAGAAGAGUGUAGGGUCACAUGCCAAAUCUGUCCCAAUGACACAAGAAGGGAUCUGGUCAGUUUAGCAGCCAAUCCCUGUAACCACUCAACUCCUUUGAAGGAAAAGAAAGAUCAUAAUAUGAGUAGGGGAGAUCAAAUCAAAGAAUUGGCAACAAAAGUUUAUCUGGAAUGGAAUAAAAAUGGAGACAGGAAGUAUUUUGUAUAAUCAGAUUUCAUUCAAAUUUUAGAACAUUGUUUUCUCCAGUUCUAUGGGAGAAUGAGACUUCAUGAUUGAUAUUUUGGUGCAGCACAAGUGACAUAAACCCACAGGUGGUUUCUCUAAUGUAGUGAUUAGCAUCUUGGUCUAACAUCUGACAGGUCCCUGGUUUGAAACAAAGCAGAGAUGAUACAUUUUCCUUAUUGUUUUCAAUUGCUCUUGUUUUAAAUGUAGUCUAAUAUUUAUUUUUCCCCAGCUCAUUAAGAUAAAAAAUCAUAUUCACAGAUGGGAAGUGUCACGAUUAUCCUAAAUGGAUGGACAAUACAUUAGUCCAUCUUGCUCGGCUUAUGCUUUCAUAGUGGCCGGUUGCAAGCUGAGUGAUCCUGAUAGGUGACUGUAGAUAAUGUUUCCGGGUUGUAUUCCUACAGUGACAUUCUCAGAUGACCAACAUCCCCCAUCUUUGGAAGGAAUAAACUGCUAACAUUUGGACCUGAACUUGGAAACCUGGCCUUUAAUAACAGGAAGCUGAAGUUAGUAAUACAUUUUUACAAUUGGUAUAAGAUUCAAUAAUCCUUCAACCUAGUGUCACAAUAACUGAAAUUGCUUUAUCCUUAUAGUUUGCCUAGCAUAGAAAUAAAUAUGUCUUUAAAUAUAAAGGAGUCAAGUUAAAUCAC